Molecule: messenger RNA, 2259 nt
Organism: Apiotrichum porosum
Lineage: Eukaryota; Fungi; Basidiomycota; Tremellomycetes; Trichosporonales; Trichosporonaceae
Exons: 11
Coding region: 1-2259 (752 amino acids)
Molecular function (GO): ATP binding; hydrolase activity; DNA binding
Source: RefSeq, a predicted model, not a curated record
AUGAUGCUCACGACACUGCGACGAGUAACAUGUCGUGUCACCACUGCUGGAAUUGCAGUACCAUGGGUAGCGGCUAAAUUGGCGAUUGCAGCGCCAUCCUUGCCUUCCGCUGUCCUAACAUCCUCGUCAACGCUUUCGCUGCAGCAUUCGCGCUGCACCUCCUCGAGCAGCAAGGUUUCGAAGCGCAAGAUCAAGUCAAAUGCAGCUGAAGGUGUGGGCGCCGCCGUGGACGAGGUUCUUGCCGACACCACAUCAACGGUCUCGACUCUGAUCUCAAGCGAGGACAUCGACGCUGAGCUCGACGCUCAAGCUCUGCCCUCAAUCGUCCUCCGACCAUACCAAGAAGAAGCGAUUGAGGCAUGCCUUUCGGCCCUGGAUCGCGGCUUACGGCGUAUCGGAGUAUCUUCCCCGACUGGAAGUGGCAAGACGACAAUGUUCAUGAACCUCAUUCCGCAGGUCAAGCUCGAGGACCAGAAGCGUACACAGACGCUGAUCUUGGUGGGAAGCGUGGAGCUCGCCCUUCAAGCUGAGGGGGCUGCUAAGCGCAUACUCGGAGACCAGUGGAGCGUAGAGGUCGAGCAAUCCAAGCGAAUUGCGAGUGGCAAUGCCGAUGUUACAAUUGCCACAUACCAGACCCUCAGCAACCCAGAGCGGCUGAAAAAGUUUGAUCCGUCCCGGUUCAAGCUUGUCAUUGUCGACGAGGCACACCACGCUGCAGCUCUCUCUUACCUUCGCCUGUUGCACUACUUCAACGACGCUGUAGAGCUACCUCAGGUCACGGGACCUUACUCUACCUUUGACCACGGCGACAAGGUGCCUGUUAUUGGCUUCAGUGCGACCUUUAGCCGUCACGACCAGCUGGCGUUGAAUGCGGCGUUUGAGGAGAUCGUGUUCCACCGCGACGUGGGUCUCAUGCUCAAGGAGGGAUGGCUAUCGCCCGUCAAGUCGACUGCGGUCUAUGCAGACCUCGACCUUGAGACUGUUAACACCAAUGGCACCGGUGACUUCAACGCAAACUCCCUUGCCAAACACGUCAACACGGAGGCGACGAACCUGCUUCUCGUCAGGACAUGGCUCCACCAAGCCAGCAAGCAGCGUCGCUCCACCUUGGUAUUUGCCGUCAACCUUGCCCAUGUCCGUGAUCUCGUGGACACCUUCCGGCUCGCAGGAGUGGAUGCCCGCUCCAUCUCGUCGCAUACCGCCCCGGCAGAGCGCAAGGCCACCAUCGCCGCAUUUGCCAAUGGCGAAUUCCCCGUCCUUGUAAACUGCGAGGUCUUGACGGAGGGGGCGGACAUCCGUGAGAUUGACUGCAUCGUGCUCGCUCGUCCGACGAAGAGCAAGAACCUCCUCGCACAGAUGGUCGGUCGUGGCCUACGCCUAUCGCCCGAGACGAACAAGGAAAACUGUCACCUCAUUGACCUUGUGGACAACAUUACUCGCAGCGGUGGUCUUGCAGUGGACCCAACGUUGUUGGGACUGAGAUACGAAGAUGGGGUCCGCGAGGACCCUGAAGAUGAUGCCAGGACCGAUGAUUAUGGAGAUGAACCACCCUCAUCGACCAACGCGCGCAAUAGUCAAGGGGCCACUGUGAAGAAGGUGACCCUGGUGGACAUUGAUGACCCCUUUGGUCUGAACGUUCGGGGCAAGACGGCAGUGGCCGCAAUGUCGCCCAACGCAUGGGUGAACUGUGGCAAUGACCGCUACGUGCUGGACAUUAUGAUGUACGGGGCCGUCCUCGUUGACUUCGGAGGCGAGCUUUGGGACAUCACGUUUGAGCCUCCCAAACCCAUCCGCAGCAGUGGCGACAAGUACUUCAAGACCGUCAGGAUACCCAUUGCACAGGCGGAUACACUUGAGCGGGCCAUCCAGAGUGCAGAGAAGUAUGUCUCGCACAAAGUCAGCCCCGAACAGUCCAAAAUGUUCUUGCGUUCGGCUCCGUGGCGUACAAAGAAGGCCACUGACAAGCAAUUGGCCUCCCUCUGCAAACAGCUCAAGAUGGUCAAAAAGAAGGUCGCAGGAACUGGGGCUGGGGAGGCUGAGGACGAGGUCAAGGAGGUCAUGAUUGCCGGACAGCUCGUCCCGACCGACAAGCUAAAUGCAGGUCAAGUGAACGCGCUGUUCACGGGCAUGUCAUACGGAGCCAGGGGACAGCGGCGCAAGAUUGACGACGCGGAAGCAAGGGCUGAGGCCAAGGCGCGCAGGAAGGAAGAGAAGGCACAAGCGCUGGCGGCGCGCAACUUGCCGCUGCCAUCUGCAUAG